AUGUCAGAACCUACCAGGAACAGCUGCCAGCAACCCCGAAGAGUCAGCCAAAGGGCUAGCAGCGCGGAAGCAAGAGCUAGGAGAACAUCUCAGGAAGAAGCUGAAGGUCUUCGAGGGCAGCUCUCUGUCAUGAAAAGAGAGAGCCAUGUUCCUCGGGAGGGACGUGUGCUGCAGCUCCUGUGUGCAGUCUCCCACUGCCAUGUCUCCAAAGACACAGCUCUGGAGACUCAGAAAUCACUGACAAGUAAGAAGAGUGUGAUCAUCUUCAGUUCAGCAAGGGCACCACAGUGCUUCUCCUGCUCACAGAUUUUGUCUGUGUCCAGAAUUUCUGACCAGAGUCAGCAACUGAGUCCAAAUUGCUGCUGUGAGUGUUCACUUGCUUCUGUAAUCUCUACAUUAUCACAAUUAACGGAUUCUAAAUCCUUUACCCAAAUGGCUGCUCCACCAACCGGUGUGGUCAGCACUCAAAAUUACCAGACUGAAUGCUUGUACCUAGAGCAGGGAUCUCUGCUGCCAGAUGUGCCCAGGGACCCAGAGACUAGGUCUUCCUCAAGGAUUGAGGAGUUUGUGUUUCCUGUGAACCAGCUGGAGAUGAUAGAUGCCAGCUAUGAAUUUGUCCAGGAAAACCAAGACCAGCUGCCCUGGAAGUCCCAGGUUGCUCUGUUGUCUCUGAACACAGAGCUCACUCAUUUGACACAUGCUAUGUCUUUGCAUGUGGUCACUGUCCUCCCUGCCCACUUGCCAUUCCUCAGCCCUGAAGUCCUCAGGCUUCUCGAGGUCCAUAUGAAAAAGUGGGUGCAUUUCAAGAGGUAGGGACUCCCCAGAUGUGUGGACGAUUCCCUGAGGCAGCUUGUGCCACAGCCCCCAUUGCUUUGCCAGCCUGGAAACAGCCAACCAAUUCCUUUCACCAUGAUCAAUACUUCCGAUGCCUGUGUUGAAGCAACUGGGACCAUUGCCCACAAGGCCUGGGCUUCAUGGAUGGUCAGCCAGCCCACCCAGGCCUUCUGGGUCUCUGAAUGGUCUAUAAAGGACCCAGAACAAAGGCACCACUGCCAGAAAACCCCAAACUCUCUGGCUCUUGCUUUGCCCUCUCCAGCCCUCAAAGUCCUAAAUGAUCUCUAUCCACCACCUGGGAGACAGGCUGAAGGUUCAAGGAACCAUUUGAAGCAGCAGCAUAGCAAGCUCUUCUGUGGCCUCCCUUGUCCACACAGUGAGUCCCUAGUUGCCACAUUCAUGGGCUCUCAAGGCCUCUCCAUCGACAAGAGCACGGCCCAGCUCUGCUUGGACGUUCCUUUUCUCUUUGAUGAGCCCUCCUUCCUCCCCCUGCUGCCCAAUGAUCCACCCCUCUCAGCUCCACCCACCCCAAACUGGAUCUCCCCUCCUGACCAUCAAGGAAUCCAGAUCAAUCUCUCACUUCUGACUCUGGCUUAGUGUGAAGCCUUGAAGUAGCACUUGCUACAGAGACAGCUCCAGCUUAGGUGGGACUUGCCAGCUGUUUUCCAGAGAUCUCAGCAUGCCCAGCGCCCCAUGCCCUAAGAGUCCUGUGACACAGCCCCAUCUCCUGAGACCAGAGAAACUCCUUGGUCAGGGAAGCCCACCUCAGUCCUCUCGUGGCAACUACUCUUCUUUCCAGACCAUGUCCGGAGACUGCUGGAGUUCCACCUCCAGAAGAAGUUGAUUUACCAUCACUGGGGCUUGCCCCAGAAGAUUGAGCAGUCCUUCAAGUUGCUCCUGUCCCAUGCUGACCAGCAGCCCCUGCCCUGGAGCAGCACAGCCUUGGACAAUGUGAACAUUCUCCAGUCUGCAACCCCAGAGGCCAAGGGGAUUAGUGACCUGUUCUCACCUACCUUAGCCCCAGUGUUACUCCCCAUGCCACAGUUGCUUAUCCAAGCCAAAGCAAUACUUCAGAGCCACAUCAACUCCAAAUGUUGGCAGAUCUGCCAAGGCAUUUUCCCAGCCCAUGCGUGUAUCUCCAGGGACUUCAGAAUUCCUGGGAGCCUGGCAGUUACUCCCUUCCUCCACAUUCCAGAGCUACAGGCAGCAACUGAUCCUCACUUCGAUCAGGAAGUUGUGUCCCAGAGGCCAACAGCCACUGAUCAGCAGACCUCACCAGUGGCUCUCAUUGAGCACACUCAGCCAUCCCAAUCCCUAUCUGAGGGAGACAUUCAGAAACUGAAAAUGACUUUGCAGCACAAUUACCUGGCCUUCCUGUCAGGGCUACCUGCUCUCUACUAUAUGGCUUUCUCUAAGGCCACGGUCCUGUCCAUCACCAGCCAAUCCUCUGUACUGAGCCUUUCAAAAUCCCAGCAGAGCCCCUGA
This is a messenger RNA of Orycteropus afer afer, 2319 nucleotides long. NCBI's taxonomy places the organism in Eukaryota, Metazoa, Chordata, Mammalia, Tubulidentata, Orycteropodidae. The record is from RefSeq and is a predicted model, not a curated record.